CCAGUCUGUUCCGGCGGACCGAGUCACGUGGAAGUGUGAGGUGAGCGCCAGUGCUCCGCCACUUUGAGAGCGAACCUCUCUGCCUCCAACAUCCACGAUGGCUACCGCUCUUGCUUCACUCCUUCCACAGCCCGUCUACGCCCCUGUUGUCUCGGACGACGAGGGUGACGCUCUGCAGGCACCCGCAUUAGCGCCGUCGCAGUCAGUGAUCAUCCGCGCGGCUGUCCCGCCGUACGGGCAGCGUCAAGGAUGGAAACCUACAUCACCGGACGACUUUGGUGAUGGCGGUGCUUACCCUGAGUGCCAUGUCGCGCAAUAUCCGCAGGGUAUGGGGAAGAAGAAGGCUUCCUCUGGCAACACCCUCGCCCUUCAAGUUGAUGCCGAAGGCAAUGUUCGAUAUGAUGCAAUUGCUCAGCAGGGACAACGGGCCGGCAAGAUUGUCCAGUCGCAGUUCAAAGACCUAGUACCGUUGGCGCACCGGAAAGACCUCGAUGACACCGCGAGACAACUGGAGCGUCCGUCUGACGACGAGGUACAGGCAACAACUGACAAGACACGAGCUGCUUUGGAGAAGCUGGUGAACGGGAAGAUUAAGGCUGCACAGCCGAAGAACGUCCCAGACAGCCAAGGCAAGACGGCGUUCAUCCGCUACACACCAGGCCAGCAGGGAGGAUCAGACGGGCUGAAGCAGCGCAUCAUCAAGAUGACGGACGUCGUUGAAGAUCCUCUUGAGCCUCCGCGCUUCAAGCACAAGAAGAUUCCCCGAGGCCCGCCUAGUCCGCCUCCACCGGUCUUGAGAAGUCCUCCUCGGAAGGCAACCGCUCAGGAGCAAAAGGAGUGGAUGAUCCCGCCUUGCAUCUCCAACUGGAAGAACAACAAAGGUUACACCAUCCCCCUUGAUAAGCGUUUGGCUGCGGACGGCCGAGGCCUUCAAGAUGUCCACAUCAAUGACAACUUUGCGAAAUUCUCCGAAUCGCUUUUCAUUGCAGACCGACAUGCACGUGAGGAGGUGCGGCAACGAGCACUCAUGCAACAAAAGCUCGCAGAGAAGGAGAAGGCUCAGAAGGAGGAGAACCUACGCAUGCUCGCUCAACGCGCCCGCGAAGAACGUGCUGGCAUCCCAACAGCAGCACGACCAGCAGACAACAAGCCGACCGCGGAACGCACCGCCGCCAUGCAGUCGUCACUAGGCGCAUACGGUAGUGGCUCAGAGGACGAGUCGGAAGCAGGGGAAGAGGAGGACGAGGAUGCGGCGCGGCUGCGGGACCAGAUGCGUCAGGAGAAGCGGCGGGAGCGAGAGCGCGAGAUGCGCAUGUCGAACAUGGGCACGGAGCAGCGCGCGAAGAUGCUCGCACGGCAGCAGAACCGCGACAUCUCGGAGAAGAUCGCGCUCGGGCUCGCGAAGCCGACGCUGUCGAAGGAGAGCAUGCUCGACUCGCGGCUGUUCAACCAGGAGAGCCUCUCCGGCACGUUUGCCGACGACGAGGCGUACAACCUCUACGACCGCCCGCUGUUCCAUGGUUCGACCGCGGCGGCUGCGAUUUACAAGGCGCGUGGCAAUAUCACGGAGGGCAACCAGGACUCGUUCGGCGAGGGCACGGAGGAGGGUAUCACGCGUGCUCUCGACAACGACCGUUUCGGCCUCGGUCAGGCUAGGGUCGGAUUCGAGGGCGCGCAGGACCAGGAAGUUCGCGAGGGCCCUGUGCAGUUCGAGAAGGAUACUGGCGAUGUGUUCGGUCUCGACAAGUUCUUGGACGAGGCGAAGAGUGGGAAGAAGAGGGGACUGGAUACAGACGCUGGCGGCUCGCGCAAACGCCAACAGCUCGACAAGGCAGCCGAGCGCGAUUCAUGAAGCACGCAUGCUUCUUUUUCUAUGCUGUGCUAGUAGUGUACUAUUCAUGUCCUUAUUAUAUCGAGCUAUGAGUCCUUGGAGGCAGAUAAAUCACAUUGUGACCUCGUCUACUUACAGUACAAGU
Rhodofomes roseus is the source of this 1976-nucleotide messenger RNA. Its product is annotated as pre-mRNA-processing protein 45. Gene Ontology annotation, biological process: mRNA splicing, via spliceosome. The record is from RefSeq and is a predicted model, not a curated record. The coding region runs from base 98 to 1852 and encodes 584 amino acids. NCBI's taxonomy places the organism in Eukaryota, Fungi, Basidiomycota, Agaricomycetes, Polyporales, Fomitopsidaceae. Gene Ontology annotation, cellular component: spliceosomal complex. The transcript has 5 exons.